UACUUAUAUAUCCGGAAAAAUUCCUUCCUGAUUUAUGUUUAUCGAGAAGAAGACAUAUAGGACAAACGUGCACAGAUUUAUGCUGAAGUGUAAAGGAUAGCUCUAGUGUAAAGAAAAUGGAUCAAUUUUUCUCGGUGCUCAUUAUCACGAGUAUAGCAGUUUUUGUCAAAGCGAGUUUAGAGUCAAAUAUGAAUAUAACAUAUAUUUUUCCUGAUAACACCUGUUAUUUGUCAUCAAAACCGAUGCAUACCAACACUUCUCUGUUAUACAUUUUCGAAUACCAAGGGAAGCAAAUUCCAAAUGAUUGCCGGGAAGUAGCACUGCACAGCGCAGACGCAACUUUGGAUUAUUACAAGUUUUGUGUCACUCCCAUUUCUUUCAUGGACCCAAACUGCAGCAUUACUGUUGAAUUUAAAUACAAAGAACGAGACAACGAAAACCUAAUGAUUUUCAACUGCAAUACAACAGAAAAUGAUACUUUUUGUACAAGCGAAGAAACAGAGCUAAGGAUCAUUAUUGAUCCAGUCUUGGGGUUUAAAAAUGCCAAUUUUAUAUUUUCGAUUCAAAAUAUCGCAUCUUCCAAAUAUUCAUAUCAAG
Molecule: messenger RNA, 597 nt
Organism: Saccostrea cuccullata (small rock oyster)
Lineage: Eukaryota; Metazoa; Mollusca; Bivalvia; Ostreida; Ostreidae
Exons: 5
Source: RefSeq, a predicted model, not a curated record